AUGAAAUUGAUCCAAGCAAAAGACCAUUAUAGCGCACUCAUGAAAGAGUACAAGGGAUAUAUUGAUACAUGGGAUGCAAUAUAUAAAUUGGACUCAAAUCAAACAAACUCAACAGAAGAACUAUUCAAAGAUGUCAAGAAGAACUUGAUUGAUACUGGAUAUUUUGCAGCAGAAGAGAUGAUUCGUUUGAUUACAGAUGCUUGGAAAAAGAAUUUACAUUAUAGUCAAGGAUAUAUUGAUCUAAUGGAAAGAAUAUUUAAAGAAUAUAAUUUCACUGAUGAUUUAUAUAAGAAAUUUGUUCCAAUUAUACUUUCAUAUGAAGAAAUAAUAAUAAAUGAUGAUGUAGAAGGACUAUUAAAUUUCAUAAAUAAUGAGGCAUAUGAUUUAACAAAGCUACUUGAGUUAUGUUGUUUGAGAGGAGCAAUUAAUUGUUUCAAGUUAUUAAAAGAUGAUUUUAACAUGGAAAUCACCAAAAAAUGUCUCGAUAAUUCAUUUAAAGGAGGCAAUCAAUACAUCAUUAAUGAAUGUUUGAAAGAACAAAAUCCUGAUAAAGAAACAAUGGAAGCUGCAAUUCAAUCACAUAAUAUUGAUAAUUUUAAGAAACUAUUUUUCGAAACCAAUAUUCAAAUUCGAAUUAAAUGCAUGGUUAAAUACAAAAAUCUUCAUGCAUUUAUUUAUUAUUUAAAUCGAACAAAUGAUUUGGACACUUGUUUUCUAUUUUCUCCAUAUUUUAAUAUUCCAUCUUUUUGUGAAUAUUUGUAUGCUAAUGGUGCGAAUAUGAGUUCUAUGUCCACAGAUGGUGAUUCAACUCUAGAUAUAGCAGUUCUUACAAAUCAUACAGAAACUGCAUCAUUUUUGAUUUCAAAAGGAAUUGAAAUGGAUGAAAAAGCAUUUUAUUAUGCAGUUUCUUCAAACAGUACUGUUAUGGUGGAGUUACUUGUUUCACAUGGUGCAGAUGUCAACUUCAGAGAAAAAAAAAUACUGGUUUUUCAAUGCUUCAUAUUGCUUGCUUGA
Molecule: messenger RNA, 1014 nt
Organism: Trichomonas vaginalis G3
Lineage: Eukaryota; Parabasalia; Trichomonadida; Trichomonadidae
Product: spectrin binding
Exons: 1
Coding region: 1-1014 (337 amino acids)
Molecular function (GO): protein binding
Source: RefSeq, a predicted model, not a curated record